This is a messenger RNA of Dermatophagoides farinae (American house dust mite), 3223 nucleotides long. RefSeq names its product E3 ubiquitin-protein ligase MARCHF6. Lineage: Eukaryota; Metazoa; Arthropoda; Arachnida; Sarcoptiformes; Pyroglyphidae. Gene Ontology annotation, biological process: ERAD pathway. Gene Ontology annotation, molecular function: zinc ion binding. The record is from RefSeq and is a predicted model, not a curated record. Gene Ontology annotation, cellular component: endoplasmic reticulum membrane.
AUAAUAAUUCUGAUGAAAAAUUUUUUCAUAAUACAAUAUAACCAAUCAUAUAAUCGUCAUCAUAUCUGAAUUUCUUAUCAAUCUUUUAAUAAAGAUAAAUAAAUUACAUUACAUAUAUGGGUCUAAAAGCCUGAUGAUAUGAAGUUGUUAUGAUACAUUUUUUUAAAAAAAGAGACGAAUCAUCUAGUGCAUGUAAUAAAAAUUGAAAAAAAUCGCUUACUCAAUAUUGACGUGAUUUUCACUUGAAAAUUGCUGUAUUUUAUUGAUGAAAAAUUAAAUAGAACAAAUUCAAAGAAAUUCAACCGCAAAAAUGAUGGAAGACAAUCCAAACGCAGAUAUUUGUCGAGUUUGUCGCUGUGAAGGCACACCGGAAAAGCCAUUAUAUCAUCCAUGCAUAUGUACGGGUAGCAUAAAAUUUAUACAUCAAGAAUGCCUAGUUCAAUGGCUUCGUUAUAGCGAUAAAGAAUUCUGUGAAUUAUGUAAUCACAGAUUCUCGUUUAUUCCAAUAUAUUCACCUGAUAUGCCGAAAAGAUUACCUAUUAAAGACAUUAUGAGCGUAUUGCUUAGAUGUCUUUUUACGGCAGCACGUUAUUGGUUUCAAUAUACACUGGUUGCUGCCGCUUGGCUUGGUUUAAUUCCGUUAACUGCUUAUCGGAUUUACAUGUUUUUAUUCAAUUAUUCAUGGAGCGAUGUCAUGAAUUUCACCGUUGAAUUUUACAAACCCGAAACACUAUUCUCUGAUGGAUUUUAUGGAUGCUGUGUAGUUAUGUGUACGCUUUGUACAUUUAUAUUUGUAUUGUGGUUACGAGAACAGAUCAUUCGAGUUGGAGCUCCUGAUUGGCUUGAAAGACCUUUCGAGCGAAAUGCUUUAUUCAGGUUGUUGAUGCGUGAUCAAAAUGUCGAGCCAAAUGCAAAUAAUGACGAAGACGAUGAUGAAGACGAAGGUGAUGAUGAUGAGGAUAAUGAUGAUGAAGAAGAAGACAACGAUGAAGAUGAAGAUGAAAGAAUUCUUGACGGAGAAGUGGCCGAAAUCAACAAUAACACCGAUAACAACUUAAUGGUUGAAAAUGAUGCCAUAAAUGAAAAUGAGAAUGGACAGGAAAACUUGCCAGCAGUCGUACAAAAUGCUGGACCAGCCAUUAAUCCUGGUGGCGUCCCCGAAGCAAGAAAUGGUUUGCAACUGGGUCGUGCACGAUUGCCUGCAGCCCAAAACAAUAAUAAUAAUAAUCCGGUUGUAGCUCAAGAUUGGAAUCCCGUGAUAGAAUGGGACCGAGGAGCUGAAGAUAUCACUUGGGAAAGAGUAUUUGGUUUGGAUGGUACAUUCGCAUUUCUGGAAAAUGUGUUCUGGGUGAUCACUUUAAACACCUUAUUCAUAUUGGGGUUUGCAUUUUUUCCAUAUCAUAUUGGAAAUGUCCUAUUCAAACGUAUGAAUGUCGAAAUUAUUGUAUCGCCACAUUUUGACCGUUUCAUCAUCAUAUUUAUGGGUUACAUUAUGAUUGGCGCAAUUCUGUUUCUAAUGCAUAUCGUCACAUCAUUGACUCAAUUUAACCGUAUUCAACGUUUUUUUGGUUUCUGUUAUAUCAUUGUCAAGGUUGCUCUGUUGGUAACUCUAGAAAUUGGACUAUUUCCCACUUUAAUCGGAUGGUGGCUUGACAUUUGCUCGUUACCUUUAUUCGACAGCACACUUUUACAUCGUAUCGAAAACUUUUUUGCAUCACCUGGUACAUCACUCUUCAUCCAUUGGCUGGUCGGAUUGUUUUGUAUUUUUUAUUUUGUUUCUUUUAUAAUCAUGGUGAAAGAAAUUGUUCGUCCCGGACUGUUGUGGUUUGUCCGAAAUCUAAAUGAUCCCAACUUUAAUCCCAUCAAUGAAAUGAUUAAUUUAUCGAUUUUUUCACACAUCAAAAGAUGUGUCUACAGCUUAAUCGUAUUUGGAACGACUAUUUUGAUAAUGAUUUAUCUACCGGUUGGUUUGAUUCAAAAUUUAAUGCCGAAAUUUUUGCCAUAUAAUAAUAUUUCGAGCAAUGAUUCUCCAUUCACUGAAUUAUUGAUUGAACUUUUUUUGUUCCAACUGGUUUUACCUGCAUUGAUCGAUCAUAAUGAUCAUAAUAAUUCAAGAAAAUUCAUUAAAUUGAUGAUACGAGGAUGGUGUCAAGUAAUGGCAUAUUUAUUGGAUUUGAAGAGCUAUUUGUUAGGUGAUAACAACAACAAUAAUAAUAAUAAUGGCAAUAACAACGAUAACAAUAAUGAUCAAGCCAACGAAGAGAACAUCGAUGAUGCAUCUAGUCAUAAUCAAAUGUAUCGAAAGCCCAAGCUUUUCUAUAUACGUGUAACAUUCUUAUUAGUAGCUUUCUGGGCGACAUUGCUAUUUUUCGGCGCUUUCACAUUGACCGUUCCCGUUUUGUUGGGCCGAGCUUUGAUCAACUUUUAUUUUGGUGAUAUUCGAGUCAAUGAAUUUAAUACUGCUGCCUGUGGAAUAUAUGCAAUUGUUAUAUUCUUACAAAUGAUUAGCGUUGUCGUGCGCGGAAUUUCACGUGGCUGGACACAAAUCAUCACUAAGAUAACCGAAUGGAUACCUAUACUCUGUAAAUUAGCAGUGGCCGCAAUUCUUUUACUUGGAGUGAUACCUUUGUUGAUUGGACUUUUAUUCGAAGUAGUUCUUCUCUUACCUUUACGAGUUCCAUUGGGACAGACACCUGUUUUCUAUCUAUAUCAAGAUUGGGCAUUCGGAGUAUUGCUGACCAAUGUUAUAUGCGCUAUCACAAUGAUGACUGAUCUUCAAUUCAAAGAAACUUUGGAACAGGUCUACAACAAUGGUUUGGCUAACAUAAACCUUCGUGUAAUAUUAUUUGAUUUGGCAUUUCCCAACAUCUCCAUUAUCGGCAUGAUAUUGGCCCUACCAUAUGUGUUUGUUAACACAUUGUUUCCACUGUUUGGAGCUACAAUUGAGCUUCAGAAUUUAGUAAAUCGUCGAAUACAUUCCAUUCUGUUUGUCAUAGCACUUUUGUUCUUUUUGGUCAAAUACCAGAUCAACAAGUUCACAAGAUUUUAUGAGCACAUACGUAAUGAUAAAUAUUUAGUCGGAAGGCGUCUCGUCAAUUAUGAUCCCAAUAAUCGAAGUAUGGUUCAAGUUUCCAAGUGAUUCAAAUUUUUAGACAAUAAUUGAUGAAGAUUGUGUCUUGUUAUGAUUCUGUUUUUUGGUAAUAAUACACUACUUUUUAAUCAU